This is a messenger RNA of Haliaeetus leucocephalus (bald eagle), 2533 nucleotides long. RefSeq names its product growth hormone inducible transmembrane protein (gene GHITM). Gene Ontology annotation, cellular component: mitochondrial inner membrane. The transcript has 8 exons. The coding region runs from base 1250 to 2290 and encodes 346 amino acids. The record is from RefSeq and is a predicted model, not a curated record. NCBI's taxonomy places the organism in Eukaryota, Metazoa, Chordata, Aves, Accipitriformes, Accipitridae.
GUUUGCCAGUUAAAAUGCUGGAAUGUUGAUGGUGGCUUGUUUUCUUUUUAACGCUCUGCUGGUGUUCAUCCUUCUUCUUAGUCUAACGCUUGAAGUUGUCUUGCUUCAAAUACCAGUUUGAGAAAAAAAAAAAAAAUUAAACUCGCUGUAAAUUCCUGCAGAUUGUAUCAUCCCAGUGGAAGAGUGGGGUUUAGUGGCGGAAACAGGAUGUGUCUCUGAAAGUACUUCCACUUAAAAAAAAAUGAGAUUUAAUAACAGCUUCACAGCAAAGUGAUUUUUUUUCUAGCAGCAGGAUUAUUUUCUCACUUUCACCUCCUUGUGGUUAAUGCUAGCUGUCCGAUGCUCUGGGUGCUCGUUUCUCAUGCAUGUUUAAAGUUACCUUUAUUUAGAAUGCUCUUAAAUUUUAUUGGACACUGUGCAUGUAAGCUAUGAACAGUUCUUUGAAAAAACGUAUUGAUAGUUGGGGUGUUUGGUGAUAUCAGAGAUUGUAUAUAGUCAUAAUUAAAGUAUGUGUAACUACAAGGAUUUGGGGGGUUUUAUGUGUAACGUGCACUAUUUGUGGAAGUAAGCUAGCGGUUUUAAUACUACCUAUAGGAUACACAGGCUCGUGCCUGCUUGUGCUGUCAAUUUGCCCAUGAGUGGCAUCAUUGUUCUCUGGUCAAAGCUGCAUAAGAUGACCUGAACUUGUGUUCUGGGCUGUGACCUUGACUGAAUGCUAUGUCUAUAAAGCUAAUUAAUUCUUCAAAGGAUAGCUUAAAAUGUCUCUAAAACUUUUUCCACCAUGUAUGUUAUGUUAUUUACUAAUUUGGCUUUAUACUUAGCUGACAUUUAUGGAAAUUUGGAGCAUCUUUUUGAACACCUAUUUGGAGGGUAGAGUACUCGUGCAGUGUUAUGUCUCAAAACUAAAGUUAGUUGCCAGAGCAGCUCAAACCUGAGUACAUAAAGGGUCUUGAUGUAAUUUAUAUGUAUGAAAAGUGGUAUGUCCUGUUUUCCGGUAAGUUGGGAGAGGGAAGCCUCUGAUGGAGGUGGGAGACAAAUAUAGAUAGAACAGAGUUAAACUGUGUAUUCAAAAAGGUUCUGGCUCUUACUACAGUACUCUAGUGAUAACACCAUUUCUAUUACAGGCUGUAGUAUAAUUGAGAGUAAGUAGUAAGGGUACCUUGUUGUCUGAAAACCACCUAACAAAAUAGUAAAGCAUAUUUUCUCAUGCACUUGCAGGAACACAGCGUAUUAAACUGUCUAAGUAACCAUGCUGGUCGCAAGGCUAGUAUGCCUGCGGGCAUUAUCAUGCCAGGCUAUCCGCCCCACCAUUACUCAGGCUUCCCCAGCUGUGAGGAACUCCAAUAUAAAAGCAUACAUGCUGUGGCAGCCUAAUCAGUGUUAUGCCACCAGAGUAAGAACGGGUGUAAGGCGUGGAAAAAUUGGCCAAGAAAUUAAAGAAGCCGCAUUUGAGCCAUCUGCAGAAACGGCACUUAAAGCUGAUCGCCUGGGGAAAUUUAUUGUUGCUGGAGGGGCUGCUGUUGGCCUGGGGGCCCUCUGUUACUAUGGAAUGGGCAUGUCCAGUGAGAUUGGAGCUAUUGAAAGAGCUGUUAUUUGGCCACAAUAUGUGAAAGACAGAAUUCACUCUACUUACAUGUACUUUGCGGGAAGCAUUGGCUUGACGGCACUGUCUGCUGUAGCAGUAAGCAGAUCUCCGGCACUCAUGAGCCUUAUGACAAGAGGCUCCUGGCUGGCAAUAGGUGCAACUUUUGCAGCUAUGAUUGGUGCUGGCAUGUUGGUCAGAUCCAUAUCCUAUGAAAAUAGUCCAGCAGCUAAACAUUUGGCUUGGAUGAUGCAUUCAGGUGUCAUGGGUGCAGUGGUGGCUCCUCUAGCCUUCUUGGGUGGUCCUUUGCUGAUCAGAGCUGCUUGGUAUACCGCUGGAAUCGUUGGAGGGCUCUCGACUGUGGCCAUGUGUGCUCCAAGUGAAAAAUUUCUGAACAUGGGAGGACCACUUGGAAUAGGCUUAGGCUUUGUUCUCGCCUCUUCAAUUGGAUCCAUGUUCUUGCCUCCUACUUCUGCUUUUGGUGCUGGCUUAUAUUCAGUAGCCGUUUACGGUGGAUUGGUACUCUUCGGCAUGUUCCUUCUCUAUGAUACGCAGCAUGUUAUCAAGCGUGCAGAAACUAUUCCAUAUUAUGGAGUAACAAAAUAUGAUCCAAUCAAUGCGUGUAUGGGAAUCUACACAGAUACACUGAACAUCUUCAUUCGGGUGGCCACUAUGCUGGCCAGUGGUGGAGGUGGCAGGAGAAAGUAAACCUAGACUCCUGUUUGCAGCUGUCUGACAGUCUAACUAGUGCACAUUUGAAGUAAAAAUUCAUGAUUACAAGAAGUUUUGCUGCAAGUCAGAAGUUUAAAGGAUAUCAGCAUAUUGUUUCAGUGCAAUGUGAUUCAGAUGUCAUAGUUUUUCUUCAAACGCUUUCCAGCUCUGUGUUUAAAAUAGCGUGAACUGCUUCUGAUUGUAUAUUAUUUGAGGAAAGUAAAUUAUUUUUAAUAUAUG